Molecule: messenger RNA, 1179 nt
Organism: Epithele typhae
Lineage: Eukaryota; Fungi; Basidiomycota; Agaricomycetes; Polyporales; Epitheliaceae
Product: Actin/actin-like protein
Exons: 7
Coding region: 1-1179 (392 amino acids)
Biological process (GO): Arp2/3 complex-mediated actin nucleation
Cellular component (GO): Arp2/3 protein complex; actin cortical patch
Molecular function (GO): actin filament binding
Source: RefSeq, a predicted model, not a curated record
AUGGAUCCGUCAGUUCCGCUCGUCGUUGACAACGGUACCGGCUUCGUCAAGGUCGGGUAUGCCGGCUCCAACUUCCCAGAACAUGUCUUCCCCUCCAUCGUCGGCCGGCCCAUCCUUCGCGCAGAGGAGCGCGUCGCGGGCUCAGCAGUGAUCAAGGAUGUCAUGAUCGGUGACGAGGCCGCCCAGAACCGCAACUAUCUCCAAGUCACGCAGCCGAUGGAGCACGGUAUCGUGCGCAACUGGGAGGACAUGAAGCUCCUUUGGAACUACACCUUCGACGAGAAGCUCGGCGUCGACACCCGCGGCCGCAAAGUCCUCCUCACCGAGCCCCCGAUGAACCCGAAAGUGAACCGGCAGCGCAUGGCCCAGGUCAUGUUCGAGGAGUACGGCUUCCAGGGGGUCUAUGUUGCCAUCCAGGCCGUGCUCACGUUGUAUGCGCAAGGUCUCACGACGGGUGUCGUCGUUGACUCUGGUGACGGUGUGACACACAUUGUCCCCGUGUUCGACGGCUUCUCGUUACCCCAUCUCACCCGACGUCUCGACAUCGCCGGCCGCGACGUCACUCGCUAUCUGAUCAAGCUUCUCCUCAUGCGUGGGUACGCCUUCAACCGGACGGCGGACUUUGAGACUGUGCGGGAGAUCAAGGAGAAGCUUUGCUAUGUAUCAUACGACCUCGACCAGGACACACGGCUAUCGGAGGAGACGACCGUCCUUGUGGAGACCUACACACUACCCGAUGGGCGUGUCAUCAAAAUCGGUUCGGAACGCUUUGAGGCUCCAGAGUGUAUGUUCCAGCCUCACUUAGUAGACGUUGAGCAGCCGGGUGUUGCAGAAAUGCUCUUCCAAACCAUUCAGGCAGCUGCCGUAGAUGUGCGCUCGGAGCUGUACAAGCACAUCGUUCUCUCCGGCGGGUCAAGUAUGUACCCCGGCCUGCCAAGUCGACUGGAGAAGGAGAUGAAGCAGCUCUACCUGACACGAGUGCUGAACGGCGACCCCUCACGCUUGAACAAAUUCAAGAUCCGCAUCGAAGACCCCCCGCGCCGGAAGCACAUGGUCUUCCUCGGCGGCGCCGUCCUCGCGGACAUCAUGAAGAACCGGGAAGAGUUCUGGGUCUCGCGUGAGGAGUGGUUCGAGCAGGGCGCCCGCUCGCUGGACAAGCUCGGCCGCGGCGAGAACUGA